Leishmania major strain Friedlin is the source of this 654-nucleotide messenger RNA. RefSeq lists its product as hypothetical. The record is from RefSeq and is a predicted model, not a curated record. NCBI's taxonomy places the organism in Eukaryota, Euglenozoa, Kinetoplastea, Trypanosomatida, Trypanosomatidae. The transcript has a single exon. Bases 1 to 654 code for a protein of 217 amino acids.
AUGCAGUCUCAUCCUCCAGCUCCCACUCCCACUCCUUCAUCCUUCGCAACGCAGCUCUGUGAAGUGCAACACACUCGUCCUCACGACCGUCCAGGCACGCACCUGAAUAAUCUGCAAGUGCAACGGAAAGAAGCGGCAACGCCAGUCCGACAGAGCGCGAACCACCACCGCCACACACGCACACACUUCGGCAAGAGAGCGAAAAUGUCCGGACUUGAGAAAAAGGAUAUAAUCUCCACCCCGGUCCCGUUCCCGACGAUCCCCAUCCACGCAGUGCCGCGCAGCAAGCGUUCGUGGGUGCAGAACAACUGGUGGGUGCUGCUCACGAUUGAGUGUCUCGUCCUAUUCGCCGCCUUCGCGGCCCUGCUGGCCUACUACCUGUUCUACGUCCGUACCCCGGGGAAGCGUCUGCUCGAGGACAAGGUGGGCAAGGACGGCCUUAGCCAUUACAGCAGUGAGUUCAGCAGCCGCUCUAGCAGCGCCGAGUUGAAGGAGAGCAGAGCCUCCAAGUGCAGCACCACUACGAAGCGCAGCUUCGCGGAGAAUGCGGCUGGUGGCACGGCUGACAGUAGUAAGUCGCACAGGUCAAUGCCUGAGGUGGUGUCCGCACAGAGCCAGCAUAGCAAGACCACGGGCAGCCACAAGCGAGACUAA